AUGAAGGACAUGAUGGCCAUGUUGUCCAAGAGGUCCUCGCGCAUCCGCUUGAGUGGAGACCUGAAGAAGAUGCUCUUCCACCGCUUCAGGAGGGGCUCCAUCGUGAUAUGUGCGAUUGGACUUGUGGGAAUGGCGAGCAUUGUGGUGCAGCAUUACGGGAUCAUUCCGCUCAUCAAGACCAUAGAUUCAAAGAAAGGAAUGCUCUCCCUGAAAGAAAACGCAUCGGCUCAAAAUGCAGCCAACGCUCUGAAAAACCAUACGUGUGCGGGGUUUGCCCUUAAGCGUGACACGGAUAUAGCAGGAGGCGAUCUGACGAACACGAAAACUGAGAGCAUGGAGGAGUGCUGUUCCAUCUGUUCCAAUCAUACAAGCUGCACGGCAUGGUCAUUCGUUCAUUCGGAUUCCCAAUGCUGGGUCAAGUCAUCAGUGUUCACACCCUCGUCCAAGGUGAACGUGACAUCGGGGUUGAAGACGCAGUCCUCUGGUAUUGGCGGCCCUGAAGACUUCGACAGUGAGAUUCAUCGCCUCAAGGAAGAGAGCAAGGAAGCGAACGCGGUGGACUGUUGCAAAGAUCUGUUUCGUUAUGGAUCCCCGACGGCAACGGGAGACAAUGAAAGGCCCAUCCUUUGGAUGGACACUCCUUCGGGAGAUUUCUCAUCAGCAUUCCCGAUCGGAAAUGGAAGGCUGGGUGCCUUGCUGCACUUUGACCCCUGGAAGGAUCGCAUGGAGCUGAGUUUUGAUGCUGUUUGGACUGGAAGCCCUUACCACGGAGAGGGUUGCCCAGACAACCUAAAGAUGAAACCUAGCGAACUUGUGCCUCAGGCGACACCAACCAUGAAAUGGACAGGACCUCACCAGGACAAGUUCAUCCCAGGGCAGGUGUCCAACCAGAAGUACACGAGCCUUGACGAAGCCAAGAAAGCUUGCAUAGAGAUGGCAACUUGCGGUGGCUUGACUUCAGAGGGAGCAGCAGGCACCUCGUGGUUCCUGCGCGGGCCUGGGAGUCAGCUGAAUGACUCUCCUAGCAAGGAGAUCUCAUGGCUGCUUGAAGGGAGGACCGUGAAAAAAGAAGACGAUUUUUUUACAUUUCAAAACGCCAGAAAGACCGCUUUUCAAGGGAACUUUGGGGAAACAGAAAAACUGAUGGAUCGACUGACGGCAGGAGCGAAACUAAGCUCGUACGAAUACCUCGCGCAGCUGGACAUGGAUUUUCGGCGCCUUCCAUUCUCGGACCUCAAGGCUUACAGUCGUAGGCUGCAGCUAGAUAAUGCCGUGGCUACAUCGAGCUUCGAGAUUGAGCGCAAGCCUUCUGCGAGCGAUAACAACGAAUCCACUGCAAGAGACUCUCAUUCCAUUCAGAGCAAGCAUUCAAGGACUGCGUUUGCCAGUAAGCCAGACGAAGUCCUCUGGGUUCGACAAGAAUGCGUGGAGAAACAGCAGGGAUGCAUGGCAGUUGACUACAUGCUCACCCGGACCAAUCAAAAUCUCUUCAAUGCCUCUCUUCAUUCGUUGGUUAUUGACAAUAAGGACGAGGAAUACGGCUUUCUCAAGCUUCACCCUUUGGACUUGUACGCUAACGGGUACGGAAAUGUUGGUUAUUUCGCCUGUGCAGCGAUUUUGCCCGAGAAGAAUCAAGCUGGAUUCAUGAAGGCUCUCCCAAACAGAAUAAGUGUGGAAGGCUAUCAAAGGGUGGACGUUGUGAUUGCAGCAGAGACUCGCUAUUCGAGAGAUGGGGAUGCUACCCUUGUUGACCCUCAGACGCUGGAGGGCUCCUGCAGGGCCAAGCUCACUCGUGCUCUUUCCAAGGGAUUCUCGAAAGUUCUAGAGUCCCACAAAGAAGACUAUUCCAAGCUCUUUGGCAGGACUCAGCUGAAUCUCGCGACGGCCAUGAACGGAAGUAUUUCCUCGAGAAGUUGCGAUGGGAGCUUGACUACUCCUGAGCGAGUGGCUCGUUACGACAGAUACUGCAAGAAACCCUCCAACUCUCGCAGUACGAAGAAAGAGAGGGUCAGAAUGGUCGACACAGGUCUGCAACAACUCUUCUUCGACUUCGGCAAAUAUCUCCUCAUCUCCUCGUCGCGCGAAGGGGGCCAACCUGCCAACCUAGUGGGGAUAUGGGCGGAGGGAGAGAGAUCGCCUUGGAACGGCGACUAUCACUUGAACAUCAACAUGCAAAUGAUGUACUGGGCUGCCGACAUCCUAAACCUCCCCGAGACUGUGGAGCCCCUCUUCCCCUUCAUGGCCAAACUUGCUCAGAACGGAAAGAUCGCGGCGGAGUGCAUGUACGGCUCCCCUGGCUGGGUGGCGCACGGCUUCACAGACAUCUGGAUGAACGCUCGGCCACUCGGAGCGCCCGAGUGGUCGAUGUGCCCUGUGUGCGGCGCAUGGAUGGCAUUACACCUGUACGACUCGUAUCGGUUCAACAGGGACAAGUCGCAACUGGUCGAGCAGACGCUCCCAUUGCUCUCAGGAGCUGUGGAGUUCUUCCUGCAGUACCUGAUCCCUGCUCCCGACGACAGCUGUCUGCUCAGUGGUCCUUCUCACUCCCCAGAGAACAGCUUCAAGAUCGACGCGAGUUUCUACCAAAUCACCAUGUCGCCCGCAAUUGACACUGCUGUGAUCUUCGAGCUCUUCUCGGCAUACCUGGACGGCUGCCUGUCGUUGGGAUGCCAUGAAGCCUCUCAGGACGACUGUCAAAGAGCGAAGUGCCACUUAAUGAGCAAGGCAAACAUGACCAGGUCGAGGCUGCCCAACAAGGGCUUCCCCACCGUCGAUGCCGAGGGGGUUCUACAAGAGUACUACCGCUGGUCCAAGAUGCGGUCUCAUUCCGUUGCAGACCAGGGCCACAGGCACUUCUCUCCUCUCUUCAGUUUGUUCCCGGGCGAGCAGAUCAACCGGCAUGAGUCGCCGGAGCUGACGGCUGCUGCAAGGAAACUCCUCGAUGUCAAGAUGUCUAGCGGCAGUGGACACACUGGGUGGUCGUCCGCCUGGGCAGGGUCCCUUCACGCCAGGCUCGGGGAUGGGAAUGGGGUACAGAAGAUGGUGGAUCGCAUGCUCGGUCGGUUUGUGAUGGGCAACUUGCUGUCGACUCAUCCUCCCCUGACGUCGAGCGUGGCCAACUGCAAGACAUGCUUCAAGGAGGCUACCAUGCCCAUCAACGAGAUCUACUGGGGGAUGACGGGGGGGACGGCAAGGAACUUCAUUGCCCGAGACGAAUCGAAGUUUCAGCUGGACGGCAACCUGGGGUAUCUGUCCCUGGUGGCAGAGUCGCUGAUCCAGAGCAGGGAUCGAAGAUGCUACUGCAGCCCCAAGGCGGCAAGCAGUUCGGCGAACGUGACGUCAGCAGGGGCGCGCCGGGUGCGCAGGCUGCGGAACCUCCUCAAUGACCGCAGGCGGCAUCGCACCCGCGCCCUCCUGAAUGCGUCCGCGCAAGAUGGAGGCAACAGCUCCGACCUUCCGAGCUCAGUCAACGUCUCAACUGGUCUCCCGAUCGUGAGCCCUCCGAGUGAUGUCCCUGUGAUCAAUGCCCCCUUCAGCCUUAACUCGACAGCCGAAUCGCCGUCGGCGGACAAGACGGCGAAGCAGGCUGGGCUGCACAGCGGCCUCCUCCCCAUGUUGCUCCUGCCUCCCUGGUCCUUCACCAAGGAGCAGUCCAAGGACCAGUCACAAGUGGAGCAGCCGAGCUGCAGGUGCUCCCAUCCCUCGGAGAGCGUCUGCGAGAUCGACUUGCUCCCAGCAGUUCCGUCGGACUGGAGCGACGGGUCGGUCAGGGGGCUCCGCACCCGCUGCGGCAUCUCGGUGGACAUGGAAUGGAAGCACUACAAGCUGGUCAGCGCCACUAUCCGCCGCUACGACAAGUCCUCCUCCCCUGUCAAGAUCCGAUCACGCAACGGACAGCUCGUCCAAGAUACGCACAAAGGAUCUUCUCUAGCCAAGGCAUUCUCCUGGGGUUGGCGUCAGAAGUCCAACAUCCGCAUCGUCGGCGACGAACAGGACCCGACCGUCACGACCAUCCUGGACCUGGGGCAGGAGGCAGGGGACUUGACCCUGAUCCCCUCGUUCAAGGCCUCGUAG
Messenger RNA from Guillardia theta CCMP2712, 4074 nucleotides. RefSeq lists its product as hypothetical. Gene Ontology annotation, cellular component: extracellular region. Gene Ontology annotation, molecular function: alpha-L-fucosidase activity; protein binding. The coding region runs from base 1 to 4074 and encodes 1357 amino acids. Gene Ontology annotation, biological process: proteolysis; carbohydrate metabolic process. Lineage: Eukaryota; Cryptophyceae; Pyrenomonadales; Geminigeraceae. The transcript is spliced from 15 exons. The record is from RefSeq and is a predicted model, not a curated record.